AUGGAGCUCUCCACAGUCACUACCAUCACUCACCUCCCUCGGAGUUGUUGGAGGGGAACCACCCGCCAUGGAUAUCUGGCCGUUCGUAGCAUCUCUCUCCAUCCCCUGCGAAACGUUGCAUCACUCGGUCUUCAAUCCCGAGCUUUGCGGUGUACGGGAAAGUUUCCAGGAGAAACAGUUUCCGAAGAGACAUCAACUGGAGUCAAUGAGUUUGGUGUUGAGAAGAAGCGUGACGUGGCUGUUGAAGAUAAAAACUUGAUAAGUGAAGCGGAAGCUGAAUCUGAGUCCUCUGAGCAGACUCAAGCCCUAGAGUUCUUGAAUGACAUAAAGCUGGACUCAGACAAUACAUAUUCAGUCCUGCUCUAUGGGAGUGGUGCAAUAGUUGCUCUCUACUUGACUUCUGCAAUCGUUGCUUCACUCGAAUCAAUUCCUCUGUUUCCUAAGCUGAUGGAAGUUGUUGGUCUCGGAUACACGCUCUGGUUCACUACCAGAUACUUGUUGUUUAAGAGGAACAGAGAAGAACUCAAGACGAAGAUUAGUGAAAUUAAAAAACAGGUUCUUGGGUCUGAUAGUGAUUGA
This is a messenger RNA of Microthlaspi erraticum, 579 nucleotides long. The record is from the annotation of a GenBank genome assembly. Lineage: Eukaryota; Viridiplantae; Streptophyta; Magnoliopsida; Brassicales; Brassicaceae.